Aspergillus tanneri is the source of this 972-nucleotide messenger RNA. RefSeq lists its product as uncharacterized. Lineage: Eukaryota; Fungi; Ascomycota; Eurotiomycetes; Eurotiales; Aspergillaceae. The record is from RefSeq and is a predicted model, not a curated record. Bases 1 to 972 code for a protein of 323 amino acids. The transcript is spliced from 5 exons.
AUGGCCUCACAGCUGACCGAUCGGCUACUAUGGCUGUGUCUAGGCGCCUCUCUCUUCCUCGCUGCGCGCGGCAUCGCUGCCGAUCUCCGCCGUGUGCGCCACUUGACAGAGAUCAAGCAUGCCGAGAAGGAGGACAAGAUGAUCAGUGAGGCCCUGAAACUAGACACUUUGUUGAAGCUCUCCGAGAGCACGAGUUAUGAUCUCCGUGCGGCUUCCUUGCGGAUUAUCGCUGAACGUUCUACAAAGGGCGAGACCCGGGACCUAAUACUGCUGGACCUGGCAAGUAGGGACAAAAGUCGACGGAACAAAGCGCUCAGUGCCAUGCACUUCCUGGUUUCCAAUCGAGCACUGGCUCGAACCUCCGUAUGUACUCGAUUGAAAGACCUGGAGACCUACAACGCCCUCGUGGACUGUCUCUGCAACUUUCUUGAGGAGCAUAUCGAAGAGACAUCAGCUACGGUAUCCCCUAUCUUUCCGAAAACGAGACCCGUGGGCGAGAAGAAGGCCUUGAGUACUCUCAAUCUAAUCCUACAAGAAAACAUCCCCGCUGCAUUGGAAGCCGGCGUCGUCAGUCGCUGGCUUGCUCGGUAUCCGUUCCCUUGUGCCCUCUCGGAGCCGUCGCGACGGCAGGACGUGGUCAUCCUCAUGAAGACGUGGUGGUCCGAUGAUGCGAUCAUGAGUGCGAUAUUCAGCACCCUUUCAUCUCACCCGGAAGGUACGAAGCAGCUACGGAAGUAUGGCUUGAUGGGCAGCCUGAUAGAGGAGAACGACCAAGACGACGAAGACAGCGACGUAUGGAUGGUAGAUGGGGAAGAUACCGCUGGUUCCAGGCGAAUUUCAGCGCGCCGUUUCACCGAACGCAGUUCCGAGGAGCAAGCUGUAAGGAGGCGGAGGAGGGAGGCUAUGGUAUUGAGUGAUGGAGGACAGCCACUGGGGAACGACAAUAUUAUCCAAUUGCCUAUUUCGGAAUGA